GUGGGGCAACUACAUAUGUUGGAGUUACCCGGGUGGGGUUUUUGGCAUAGUGGGGGUGAAUGUAUAUGUGGCCUGGCGGCGGCAGUGACUGACCUACUGCAGUCAGUACAACUGGAGUACCAUGGCUAUCAAGGUGAAGCCAAGGACAAAGGCCCCCAAAAAGAGCGAGUAGAAGGUUGCCUCAACGAAGUAUUCUCCCUAGUCCAGGGACUAGGUGGUACUGCAGUGGUCCGGACCUAUAUAGACCAGCUGGCACAGGUACUCAGUGCACUCGUUGGGUGGAGUAAGAUAGAUAAGUGUUGGCAAAGACAUGGUGGUAACAAUAACAAUCAACAUGGCAAUGAACCGAAUUGCGGAUAUUUAACAGAUGUAAAAGCAAACACGCCAUGCAAGGACUGUCAAUGUAUGAAAUGGAGUGUGACCAGGCCGGAAAGCGAAGGAACACCACUGGGCAGGAAGUGUACAAGGUGUAGUGAUAGUAGUGGUAGUGAUGCGUGUAACUGUAGUCCUGGUGGUGGUGACUCCUGUACUGCUGAGAAGUGUAAAUGCGCUCUAGCAGGUAAAUGCUGCAAGUGUUGUUGUAAAAGUUGUAAUGGGUGUAAGGAAAACGCAAAGUGUAGUUGCAUGAUGGACGACAGCUAUCACUGUCGCAUAUACAAGGAUACAUAUCAGUCGGCAUAUAUAUCAUACACAAGUAACAAGCACUUCGAGAAGUACGGUAUGGCAGCUACGUGGAAUGCAUUGCAUAAAUUUACUGCUAAUUUCGGUAGUAUAAGAGGCAAUCCAACCGAGAAAAGAUCCAAAUGUGCCCGUAUCCUCCUAGGGUCAGUAUGUCUCAUUUGGAGUGGCCUUACUUAUAUGUAUUGGACUGGAAAGUACCAUUCCAGCAGCCCCCGGUGGAAUAAUCACAUCCUGGAUGGUACUGGUCUAGAUGAUGGUACACUGUCACAAUGGCUUCAGGCCCUAGGGUUUCCUAAGGCAAUGUUGAAUGACGCUGGCCCUGGAAAUAGGUUGGAUGCUGUCAUAUGGGAUGGGUUUAGGGGUAUGUUAUAUUUGGGAUUCCCGGAUACUGGUAGUGGUAGUGGUCAUGGCUGGGACACUGAGGGUAAUACAUUUAGGGAUCCAUCUAGUAUGAACUAUGCUGGAUAUAUACAUACUUUAGAGAAGGGUGCAUUUUGCAGCAACGGUAAUGUCUUCCCUAAGAAUGCUAAUGGCGCCACAAUUACUGAAGAACAGAUGCACAAAUGUGGUGCCCUCUUCAAGCUCUACAUUCUAUCAUGUGCCUAUUUCACUGGGUUACAGAACAAAGCUCCGCCGAAGGCGGGAAAUACAACCCCCAAGACCAUCCGGGAAAUCCUCUACUGGCUAAGUGCAUUGCCCUAUAGUCCGGCGUACCCAGAGAUACUGAAGCAUGGUAAGGAUAGGCUAAGAGAAGUGACACAGAAACCCGGAGACAAUGGCAAUGAGAUACCAACACUCGCCUUUCACCAAACAGGCCGUAAUGCUCCCAUUACAGUACAUGAAUUUAACCUGUUUGCCCACUUCCAAGCUGUGACCCAGUACUGCCCACUGGUCCUCAUCGGUAUCCAGGGUGGUAUUCACAGUACUAACAGGACUACUCCUGCCAUCCACUCCCUCUAUGCCAACACGGAGUGUCACUUCACCUAUCCCACUGUGUCCAUUCAAGCAUACAACCAGGUGGUCCACUACAUUAGGGCUCUGUUCUACCAACUCUAUUUCCUUAGGAAGCAAUGUGCAGUUAAAGUGGCUCUGGGAGGGAAGUGGCGUGAAUGUAGGUAUGGCAAGGAUGUGGUGUCAAAGGGGGUAAUCAGCUGGAUGUGCCUGGGGUGUGACCCCAUGGAACAUGAUAGGAAAUGGAGGGUAAAGGAGAUGGGAAAUAAACUUAAUAAACUACCAUUAGGAUCGAAUGGCAGUGAUGCAAAGAAGAUCAAGGAUGUACUGGAGGCAAUAGGUCAGGUAGUGGUACAAUUGGGUAAUGCCCAGGAGGCAUUGGAAGGGAAGGAUAAGGAGGCGAUCAAUGCGGUGAAGACGGCACUGGAGAAGGCUAAGGGGGAACUAGAGGAGGCGGUGAAGAAGGUGAAUGGUGGGCUGGAUGUGAAACUAGGGGAGGCUAAGACGGCACUAGAGGCGCUGACGAAUGGUGGUAGUGGAAUACUAGGGGAGGUAGGGGAGAAACUAGAGACGGCUACUAAUGGUGAGUAUGAUCCCGGUAAGAACAAGAUAAGUGAAUCUAUUAAUAAGGUACGGGAGGUAUUGAAGGAACUGGAAAAGGUGAUCAAGGAGCUGAAGAAGAAGGAAGUAGAUGAUGCCAACGAGCUGCUAGGUGUAGUUAUGGAUCCAUAUGUGCCUGAAAAGGAGCUACAAAAUAUCCUUCAAAGAGAAGUAUCCCAUGAGUACACAAUACUCCUCUCAGCCAUCGAAAAGAUUAUCUCCAUCUGCACCUCUCCCAAGUGCAGUGCAUGUGACCAACACUCCACCAAGUGCGGCCAAAAGCCAACACCCAGUAUCUGUAAGACCUGCCUCCAACCCACUACCACUGGUGUCCCCUCCCCCCUCCAGGCAUUCCUCGAGGAUCGGUUACCAGGGUUUAGUUGUAAAGAAGUGGUGGACCAAGACGAGAACCCAGACUAUCCUUCCGCUGCAUCCCACUUGGGACACUGUAAUGGUUCCGGUCAGUGCUGCCCAUUGCCAAUGGGAUUUAGAGGUCAAUUCUAUAGUGGCAGCACCAGCGACAGCACUGGUGCACGCCUUUAUGGCAUCCUGUAUUUCUUCAGUAACGAAAACAUGAUGCAGUCGUGUGUUUAUACACUGGUGAGGGUCACAGCAGCCCUUAGUGCCACUACACCACAGGUACUGGGUGAUGUAUUCGGGUUCUUUAGAGGUGGUAUUGGAGAGAAGGAAAGGGGAAAGAACAAGAAGAAUUUGGUAGUGCCGUGUGAUCACACUAAGGACCCAUCUAAGAAAGGAGAUGAUGACUACUUUUGCGGCUGGUGUGCCUCUGGGUUACGGGAUGAAGUUAAGAAGAUAGAGUGGAUACCAAAGGAAGACAAUGAUGGAGGGAAGUAUAGAGGAAGUGUAGGAGAAGCACUGAUAAAUAUUAAAGGCGAUAAAGGGGAUAGUGUUGCUCUAAAGUCCAGUGCUGCUACUGCCAAUACCUCCCUCUCACGACUCACUAAGAACUGCCAGUACCUCUCUCCCCUAACCGGUGAACUCUAUACGGCCGUGAGUGCCACAUUCGGCGGAACAUACCUCUCAUGGGUGCUAUACCUAUCAGAUGCACUUCAUUCAGGACUAGAGUCACUAUCUGACGCAUUCAAGGAGAUUGAAUGCCGGGGCUGUAGAGACUGUGACCCCAAUAAGUGCAAGAAGGGAGUCCAUGGACAGGGAAGUGGACAGUGUGGAUGCCAAUCAAUCGUAUCAUGUACUGGGGUACUACCAGUGCUGUACAGGUAUGGCUUUGGGUAUGGUAAUGUAGAGGCGUUGCAUUACAGUAAGGGUGAGUUCUACUAGUCCACUUUAUAUACUAAUGGGCGCCUUGGUCACAACUGUCAUAUG
Babesia bovis T2Bo is the source of this 3576-nucleotide messenger RNA. RefSeq names its product variant erythrocyte surface antigen-1 alpha subunit. The record is from RefSeq and is a predicted model, not a curated record. Lineage: Eukaryota; Apicomplexa; Aconoidasida; Piroplasmida; Babesiidae. The transcript is spliced from 3 exons. The coding region runs from base 16 to 3531 and encodes 1171 amino acids.